CUGUGUCAGUUGAGUGGUUGUCGAGAGUGAGAGAACACAACCAUGGCGGCUACGACGACUCUGGGCUUUGUUCUACCGACUGGUUUAUCUCGCCGUGGCGGUGGCUUCAGGGUUUCACUGAUCCGAUGCUCCGCUUCUCCUCUCACUAACUCCACCGCCUCUGGCCUUGUGGAGAAGCCUUGGGAUUCGUAUAACGCUAGGCUUGUGUUAGAAGACGGCUCCAUCUGGCCGGCUAAGUCAUUUGGUGCUCCUGGAACCCGUGUUGCUGAAUUGGUCUUUAACACCUCCUUGACAGGGUAUCAAGAGAUUCUGACUGAUCCUAGUUAUGCCGGGCAAUUUGUGUUAAUGACAAACCCACAGAUUGGUAACACCGGUGUGAAUCUCGAUGAUGAAGAGUCUGAGCAAUGCUUUCUUGCUGGUUUGGUCAUAAGAAGUCUAAGCAUCAGUACCUCAAACUGGAGAUGUACUAAGACACUUGCUGACUAUCUAACCGAAAGGAACCUCAUGGGAGUUUAUGAUCUUGACACUCGAGCGAUAACACGUCGGUUAAGAGAAGAAGGUAGUCUUAACGGUGUGCUGAGCACAGAACAAACCAAAACAGACGAAGAGCUUCUGCAAAUGUCCCGUUCGUGGGAUAUUGUAGGUAUUGAUCUGAUAAGUGAUGUUUCAUGCAAAUCUCCCUACGAGUGGGUCGACAAAACAGACCCUGAGUGGGAUUUCAACUCGAAUUCACGCGACGGGGAAACAUACAGAGUUAUUGCUUAUGACUUUGGCAUCAAGCAUAACAUCCUGAGACGGCUAUCCUCCUACGGAUGUCAAAUCACGGUUGUUCCGUCGACGUUUCCAGCUUCUGAGGCGCUUAAAAUGAAUCCAGACGGGAUUCUGUUCAGCAACGGUCCUGGAGACCCUUCUGCUGUGCCAUAUGCUGUUGAGACGGUUAAAGAGCUUCUUGGUAAAGCUCCUGUGUAUGGUAUCUGUAUGGGUCAUCAGUUGCUUGGCCAAGCUUUGGGUGGUAAGACCUUCAAGAUGAAGUUUGGUCAUCAUGGUGGAAACCACCCGGUUCGUAAUAACAGAACUGGCCAGGUGGAGAUCAGUGCUCAGAACCAUAACUAUGCGGUUGACCCGGCGUCACUACCUGGAGGCGUGGAAGUGACACAUGUGAAUCUCAAUGAUGGAAGCUGUGCGGGUCUAUCUUACCCGGCGAUGAAUGUCAUGUCUCUCCAGUACCAUCCUGAAGCCUCCCCUGGACCUCACGACUCUGAUAACGCAUUUAAAGGGUUCAUAGAGCUUAUGAAGAGAUCGAAACAGAGCUCCUGAUCAUGGGAAGUAAAACAAGUCUUUUGCUUUUUGUACUAUUUGCUUCGCACUUGCAUUAAACACCAGUUGUUUUGUUUGUGACAAUGGAGUGAAACUAUUGUUCUAGCUGUGACUGUGUUAAGGAACCAACAUGAGACCGAAUAAAUAACUAGAUUUUUUGUAAAAGUUAAAAAAAAAAAAGAAUGGAGGUGUUCUCACCUGCUCA
This is a messenger RNA of Brassica oleracea var. oleracea, 1522 nucleotides long. RefSeq names its product carbamoyl-phosphate synthase small chain, chloroplastic. Gene Ontology annotation, molecular function: carbamoyl-phosphate synthase (glutamine-hydrolyzing) activity. Gene Ontology annotation, cellular component: cytoplasm; carbamoyl-phosphate synthase complex. Lineage: Eukaryota; Viridiplantae; Streptophyta; Magnoliopsida; Brassicales; Brassicaceae. The transcript is spliced from 9 exons. Bases 43 to 1317 code for a protein of 424 amino acids. The record is from RefSeq and is a predicted model, not a curated record. Gene Ontology annotation, biological process: 'de novo' pyrimidine nucleobase biosynthetic process; L-glutamine metabolic process; L-arginine biosynthetic process.